AUUGUUGACAGCCGGUAGUCGGCGCGAGCGUGUGAAAUAAAAACAUUGGUCAAUGUGUUUUCGUAACAGAUUUUACAUCGCUUAUAAGAAUCGAACAGAAGUCUAGGAAAUAUGUUAUCACAUUUAAGAUUCACCAACAGAAAACGUCAAUAUCUACGACUUCUAUUUAAUUCAUCAAAACCACCUAAUGUUUCAUCAUGUUCUGCAAGCUCCAGUCUAGACACUCCUGAAGUUGAUGUUUCGCUGAGUACGGGUCGCGUGGUCCGUAUUUCUUCCGGCAGGUAUGCUCGUUUUGCCAAUGGAAGUGCCGUGGUCACUGUGGGCGAUACAGCAGUGAUGGUGACGGCAGUUGCCAAACAGAAACCCUCGAGCGCAAGCGGUUCAUUCCUGCCGCUUAUGGUGGACUAUCGUCAGAAGGCGGCAGCGGCCGGCAGGAUUCCCACCAACUUUUUGCGACGAGAGCUAGGUCCUUCCGAGAAGGAAAUCCUCGCAGCACGUUUGGUCGACCGAUCUGUAAGGCCGUUGUUUCCAGCGGAGUUUCGAUGCGACACACAGCUUGUGUGCAACAUGCUAGCCAUUGAUGCGAGUAAUUUGCCGGAUGUGCAGGCAAUCAAUGCCGCCUCGGCGGCACUCGCUUUGAGUGAUAUCCCGUGGAAUGGUCCGAUUGGGGCGGUCCGAGUCGGACUGGUCGAUAGCGAGAUCAUUAUUAACCCCACCAGGAGGGAACUUCAGUGUUCCUCGCUGGAUCUAAUCGUAGCGGCAACAAAGCAGAAUUUGGUCGUCAUGCUUGAAGGCCGGGGGAAUGUUGUGAAUGAGAACGAUUUCCGGAUGGCUGUGAAGAAAGGAACCCAGGAAGCUCAGUUGAUUAUCUAUGGUAUCGAGAGGUUGCAGAGAGCGUUUGGGAAGCCCAAGAGAGCGCUGGAACAGGUGCCUGAUGUCGAUCAGGAGAUCGAGGCAGCUGUGAGAACUAUGGCAGAGAUGAGGCUUCGGGAGAUUUUCAACGAUUUCGCUCAUGACAAAAUUAGCCGUGAUCAGGCGAUCACAAACACGAGAGUGGACACAAUCGAUAAGGUGUGGUCCAGCUAUCCAAGUGUGGAUCCAAUGCUUAUUACAGAAUACUUCAACCGGUUUGUAAAAACAGUUUUCCGAGGGUUGGUUUUUGAGGAUGACCGGCGCUGUGAUGGGCGCUUGAUGGACGACUUAAGGAGAAUCUCGUGCUCUGUGAAUAUCCAUAAACCAUUGCAUGGUUCGGCGCUUUUCCAGCGAGGACAAACUCAGGUAUUCGCAACGGUUGCACUGGAUUCUCCCGAGAGUGCGCUAAAGCUAGAUCCUAUCACUUCUCUGGACACAGGUAUCAAGUCGAAGAAUUUCUUCCUCCACUAUGAGUUCCCACCGUACGCGACUGGAGAAACUGGAAAAAUUGGCCCUGUUGGUCGACGGGAAAUAGGCCACGGAGCCCUCGCAGAGAAAGGUCUUCUCCCCAUCAUUCCAAAUCAACAUCCGUUCACGAUAAGACUGACCGCCGAAGUGCUGGAAUCGAAUGGGUCCAGUUCGAUGGCGACUGUUUGUGCCGGUUCGAUGGCACUGAUGGAUGCGGGCAUACCGGUGCAAGAAGCCGCAGCUGGUGUUGCCAUCGGAUUGAUCACAAAGUAUGAAAAUAACGAUACCAAACAUCUCGAAGAUUAUCGGAUACUGACGGAUUUACUCGGAAUCGAGGAUUACAUGGGCGAUAUGGACAUGAAGGUGGCGGGAACGCGAAAAGGCAUGACUGCAAUCCAAGCCGAUAUCAAAGUUCCCGGGAUACCGUUAAAGGUAGUUAUGGAAUCACUUCAAAAGGCGAUGGAAGCCCGACACAAAAUCCUCGACAUAAUGAACGAAACAAUUGGCAACACGCGAACGAUGAAAAAAGACUGUUGGCCCGUAACGGAUAAGCUGCUGAUUGAACCACAUCAGCGCACUAAACUUUUGGGGCCGGGGGGAAUGAACGUGCGGCGAUUGUACCUGGAAACCGGAGUUCAGGUGACGCAGGAAGACGAGAACACAUUCCGGAUAUUUGCUCCGUCGGACGCCGCCAUGCACGAGGCGAAAGAGUUUUUGGAACAUUUGAUGAAGACGGAGAAAAUUCCUGACCUGGAGUUCGGGGCGAUCUAUACGGCAAAGAUUGUUGAGCUGAGGGACACCGGAGUGAUGGUGACGCUGUAUCCGUCGAUGCCACCGACUUUGCUGCACAACUCGCAGUUGGAUCAACGAAAGAUUGCCCACCCAUCGGCGUUGGGACUGGAGGAGGGAACUGAAAUUCAAGUCAAGUACUUUGGUCGCGAUCCGGUGUCCGGGUUUAUGCGAUUAUCUCGCAAGGUUCUCCAGGGGCCAGCAAGCAGUGCGGUCAAGAAUUUGGACCGAUCGGCGCUGAACUCGAAUGGGAAUGGUGCCAGCGCAACGAAUGGUUCCAGUGGCAAGACGAAAAAUGGGGUCGACGAAAGAUCGUAGCUACUGUUGGAUAAAUUCUGUAUUCGAUUAGCGCUAUGAUAAAUAAUGAAAGCCUGUAUAAAGUUCAGUAAGAGUAUUUUAAGCUU
Toxorhynchites rutilus septentrionalis is the source of this 2573-nucleotide messenger RNA. RefSeq names its product polyribonucleotide nucleotidyltransferase 1, mitochondrial (gene PNPase). The transcript is spliced from 4 exons. NCBI's taxonomy places the organism in Eukaryota, Metazoa, Arthropoda, Insecta, Diptera, Culicidae. The coding region runs from base 112 to 2487 and encodes 791 amino acids. Gene Ontology annotation, cellular component: mitochondrion; cytosol. The record is from RefSeq and is a predicted model, not a curated record. Gene Ontology annotation, molecular function: 3'-5'-RNA exonuclease activity; RNA binding; polyribonucleotide nucleotidyltransferase activity. Gene Ontology annotation, biological process: mitochondrial mRNA catabolic process; mitochondrial RNA 3'-end processing.